Molecule: messenger RNA, 1698 nt
Organism: Asparagus officinalis (garden asparagus)
Lineage: Eukaryota; Viridiplantae; Streptophyta; Magnoliopsida; Asparagales; Asparagaceae
Product: protein PIN-LIKES 3-like
Exons: 12
Coding region: 244-1488 (414 amino acids)
Biological process (GO): endoplasmic reticulum to cytosol auxin transport
Cellular component (GO): membrane
Source: RefSeq, a predicted model, not a curated record
AUAGGCGGCUUUGUUUUCCGCAAUUGUUUCCUAAUUUCGGAAGAGAAUAAAAAGUUUUCCGCAGUCGAUAAAAAGAAAAGGAAAUAAAUAAAACACAUCCCUCUUUCAAAGAGCCAGGGUAUUCAGUUUUUAAGCUAAAAUCCUGCAAUCACGGUUCUCUGUGGAGUUUUCUCUCUAGAUCUUUCUACCGAAGACUGCUGAAUCUGAGAGCCUGCAUGGCGAAGGGUUUUAAGAGUUACUGACAUGGGUUUCUUGGCACUCUUUGUUACUGCUUCAGUUCCAGUUCUUAAUGUGCUUUUGGUGACUGGUGUUGGCUCUUUUAUCGCCACCAACUACAUAGGAAUUCUACAUGAAGAUGCGAGGAAAAAUUUAAAUAAUGUUGUAUUUUACGUGUUUAACCCAGCUCUCGUUUCGACCAAUUUAUCUCAAACAAUAACACUGGAUAGCUUGGUUUUGCUGUGGUUCAUGCCAGUCAAUGUCCUUCUCACCUCCAUUUUUGGUUGUGUGCUUGGAUGGAUAGUUAUUCAAAUCACAAAACCUCCUCGACGCUUAAGAGGCCUCAUUUUGGGUUGUUGCUCAGCUGGAAAUUUGGGUAAUUUAUUUCUCAUUAUCAUCCCUGCCAUUUGUAAAGAGAAAGCCAGUCCAUUUGGUGCUCCUGAUGUGUGCCAUACCUAUGGAUUAGCAUAUGCGUCCCUCUCCAUGGCUCUUGGUGCAAUCUUUCUGUGGUCUUGCGUGUACAAUAUUGUUCGGGUGACUGCAAAUACUGGAGAAGACGGAGCAAAUGGCAGAAGUCAAACCCCUAAAAUGGAUUCUCCAGAAGAAACUGCUAAACUAAUCCCUGGGAGCUACAAAAACUAUUCGAUAUCUGUUGAUUCUUCAGAUGAAAGUGAGCUACCAGUCUCUAUAUCUGAGGAAUCUUCUACCAAAAGGAAGGUAUUGGUUUGUAAAUUAACACAGAAAUUGUCCUCAGUGCUAUUAGCGAUCAACUUCAAAAGGUUGUUUGCGCCAUCAACCAUUGGUGUGAUAGUUGGAUUCGUUGUUGGACUGGUACCUCUUAUUAGAAAAGCAUUGAUAGGUGAAAGUGCUCCUCUUCGUGUAAUUCAAGACUCGGCUUCCUUGUUGGGCAAUGGAGCAAUUCCAACUGUCACCCUGAUAAUGGGUGGAAAUCUCGUUAAAGGUUUGCAAGGAUCUGGCAUUCACUCCUCGCUCGUGCUAGGAGUUGUAGUUGUUCGAUAUUUCCUCUUGCCUCUGAUAGGCAUUGUCAUCGUUAAAGGGGCAAUUCGAUCUGGUUUCGUGCAUUCUGAUCCUUUGUAUCAGUUUAUUCUUCUGCUUCAAUAUUGUGUUCCACCUGCAAUGAAUAUAGGUACUAUCACUCAGUUGUUUGGUGCCGGGGAAAGUGAAUGCUCGGUGAUUUUCCUUUGGACUUACGCUUUGGCUUCAAUUUCUCUCACCCUUUGGUCCACUUUCUUCAUGUGGCUUGUAUCAUAAUAAUACUGAGGAAUAGCAUCGACUGCUCGCGGCAAUGAAACUAUACUGGGACCAUAGUAUCAUAAUAAUACAGAGCUCCCUUUCCCUUCAACUGUAUCAUCAACAUUUGCUUAAUUUAAGCAGUUUUUUUUGUUUUUGUUUUUUUUUGGAUAAUUAGCUAUUUCUUCAACUGUAUCCUUCCGUUGUUGGACAAUCAUCCAGUUGUACUCA